AAGGCUGUGGAUGAACAGAAAGUAACUGAUGUUCUCAGUUUGAAACAAGUAUGAGUGAUUUCAGUGACGACUUGCUGAGGCCCAUGUCAGAGGAUGACCCAGGGCAAACGAAUGUUCGCUCUGGUUCCGGAAUGCGUUUUCCUUGGCUGCAAAAGCAUAUAGAAAGCGUGGCGACCCGAGGGAAAAAGGAGAAGGAUUUUGCUCGGACAACAAGUGCUUGUUUGAGGAAUAUCCAAGAGGCCCUGCUCAGGCACGAGUGGCAGCUCGCGGCAGAGUACAUGCACAGUUACGUCCAGACCUUGGAAGACUCGGACAGCAGCAAGAGGCAGGCUGCGCCCGAGAUUAUUUGGAAACUCGGAAGUGAAAUUCUCUAUUAUCAUCCCAAAAGCAGCGUGGAUACUUUUAAUGCCUUCGCUGACAGGAUGAAAAAUAUUGGCGUCAUGAAUUACUUAACGAUCUCCUUACAACAUGCACUAUAUCUUCUGCAUCAUGGGAUGUUUGACGAUGCCAGCAGAAAUCUCAGCCAGGCGGAGACAUGGAGAUACGGUGAAAAGUCGUCUUCCCAGGAGGUGUUAAUCAACCUGAUUCAGGCCUAUAAAGGGCUUUUGCAAUAUUAUACUUGGUCUAAAAAGAAGAUGGAGCUGUCUAAGCUUGAUGAGGAUGAUUAUGCUUAUAACACAGCAUCUCAGAGUAUGUACAACCACAGCUGGAAUACAUCUAUGAACUUUUGUGCAUUGAUUCAGAUUCCUGGAGUUUGGGACCCUUUUGUGAAGAGUUAUGUUGAGAAUGUAGCUAAGGUAUUAUGUCUUUUUAUAAAGAUUCUGGAAUUCUAUGGAGAUCAAGAUGGAGCCCGCGAGGUCCUCACUAAUUAUGCCUAUGACGAAAAGUUCCCAUCAAACCCCAAUGCGCACAUCUACUUAUACAACUUUCUAAAGAGAGAGAAGGCACCAAGAGAGAAACUGAUAAGUGUGCUGAAGAUUUUGUAUCAGAUUGUACCAUCUCAUAAACUGAUGUUAGAAUUCCACAGGUUACUGAGAAAAUCAGACAAAGAAGAACACCAGAAACUGGCGUUGGAAGUAUUAUUCGGUGUCUUAGAUUUUGCUGGAUGCACUAAAAAUAUAACUGCUUGGCAAUAUUUGGCAAAAUAUCUCAGACAGACCUUAAUGGGAAAUCAUCUUGCCUGGGUUCAAAAAGAGUGGAAUUCCAGGAAAAACUGGUGGCCAGACUUUCACUUCAGCUACUUUUGGGCAAAAAGUGAUUGGAAGGAAGAUAAAGCUUUGGCUUAUGAGAAAGCUCUCGUAGCUGGAAUAUUGUUAGGAAAAGGUUGUAGAUAUUUGCGGUAUAUUUCAAAACAAGAUCAUCAAGUCUUAAAGAAGAAAAUGAAGCGGAUGAAGAAGUUAGUGAAAAAAUACAGUAUUGUAAAUCCAGGACUCUGAUGUUGAAUUUCAGUU
This is a messenger RNA of Molossus molossus (Pallas's mastiff bat), 1451 nucleotides long. It is a transcript of the gene TAF1A, whose product is annotated as TATA-box binding protein associated factor, RNA polymerase I subunit A. Bases 51 to 1436 code for a protein of 461 amino acids. Gene Ontology annotation, cellular component: RNA polymerase I transcription regulator complex. Gene Ontology annotation, biological process: transcription by RNA polymerase I. Lineage: Eukaryota; Metazoa; Chordata; Mammalia; Chiroptera; Molossidae. The record is from RefSeq and is a predicted model, not a curated record. The transcript has 10 exons.